Molecule: messenger RNA, 1512 nt
Organism: Hydra vulgaris (swiftwater hydra)
Lineage: Eukaryota; Metazoa; Cnidaria; Hydrozoa; Anthoathecata; Hydridae
Source: RefSeq, a predicted model, not a curated record
AUGAAACCUUCAAAGCUUGCUAUUCACUUGAAUAAGUGCCAUCCUGAUCUCCAAAUAAAAGAUACUGAUUUUUUCAAAAGAAAAUUUGAAUCACUGAAGAGAUGCAAAUUGGAUAAAACUGGGAUUAUUUACCAAACUCAACAGAAUAUAGUAGAAGCAUCCAAUAAGGUUUCAUAUAUAAUAGCACAGAACAAAAAAGCUCACACAUUGGCUGAAGAAGUUAUACUUCCAUGUACAAAAGAAAUCGUUAGAUUAUUAUUUGGAGAAGAAGCUGCAAAGAAGGUAGAUAAUAUAUCUUUAUCAAAUACUACAGUCAAACGAAGGCUAACGGAUAUUUCAUCAAACAUUAAAGAAAAUGUUAUUAAUGAAAUUAAACAAUCCCCAUAUUUUUCUAUUCAGUUGGAUGAGUCCACAGAUUUUUUCAAUGACAAUCAAUUACAAUGGAAAUAUUUGUUUGGAAUUACUACUGAUGGAGCUCCUGCCAUGAUGGGUUGUAAGUCUGGAUUACAGACUAGGGUGAAAGAGAUUGCUCCAAAUGCAGUUGGUGUACACUGUUUUAUUCAUAGACAGGCUUUAGCAACCAAAACUUUACCAGGUAGUUUGAAAACUGUAUUUAAUCAAUUAGUCAAGUUGGUCAAUUAUAUAAAAUCUUCUGCUCUUAACACUCGCCUUUUUACAAAAUUUUGCUCUGACCUAAAUGCUGAACACAAUAAGUUAUUGUUUUAUACUUCUGUGCGAUGGCUAUCUGCUGGAAAUUUUUUGGAAAGAUUUUUCAUGCUUAGAAAUGAAGUGAAAGAAUUUUUAUGUCAAAUGAAAAGUGAACUGGUAGAAUAUUUUGAAUUUGAUAAUUUUGAAAUAACAACUGCUUAUCUUGUGGACAUCGUAGGUCAUUUUAACAAGUUAAAUUUGCAACUUCAAGGCAAAAAUGCUAAUGUUAUUACACAUUCAGAUAAACUGAAGGCAUUUAUUGAAAAGCUCAAACUGUACAAGACUAGAAUUAAUAAUGGAAACUUAAUCAUGUUUCAAAAUUUAAAUAACAUAAUUGGAGUUAACAUGCUUCCUGAAGUUAUAAAAACAGAAAUAGUUUGUCACCUAGAUAAUUUGAUUACUGAAUUUGGUAACUAUUUUCCAGAUAUGAAUCUUUUGAGCAGUGAAGUUAUUAUAUCACCAUUUUCUUGUGAUGUGAAAAAUGUGAAAGAGGAAGCACAAGAAGAGUUUAUAGAGUUAAAGAAUGAUACCAUGGCUAAGGAUCACUUCAAAGUAGCACCAUUAAAUAACUUCUGGUUGAAAAUGAGGAAUUCAUAUCCAUUGUGUUCAUCAAUUGCACUUAAAGCCCUUAUUCCUUUUUCAACAUCAUAUUUGUGUGAAGCCGGGUUUUCAGCAAUGCUAUCUCUUAAAACAAAAAAAAGAAAUAGACUUGAUAUUGAUGCAGAUAUUAGAUGUGCUCUAUCAAAAACUAAACCAAAUUUUCAGAUAUUAUUUGCUAGUAAGCAGUGUCAGAAUUCACACUGA